Phialemonium atrogriseum is the source of this 3639-nucleotide messenger RNA. RefSeq lists its product as uncharacterized. Gene Ontology annotation, molecular function: oxidoreductase activity. Lineage: Eukaryota; Fungi; Ascomycota; Sordariomycetes; Cephalothecales; Cephalothecaceae. The transcript is spliced from 5 exons. The record is from RefSeq and is a predicted model, not a curated record. Bases 1 to 3639 code for a protein of 1212 amino acids.
AUGACUGUCGAGGUGGUCCUCAACACGCCUCUGGCGGAGGCCCUGACCGUCUCCAUCCAGCCUAAGCUGCACGAGCUAGGCUGGGGCAGCGGCGGCGCCGAUGACUCUGCCUUGGCCGAGUACAUUGUGCUUAUGCUCGUUAACCAAAAGUCCCAAGAAGACAUCGCAUCCGAGCUCUCAGGCGAUUUCCUCAAUCUCGGACCCGACGAUCCCAGCGCGAGGGAUUUCGCGAAAUGGCUAUUCGAGCAGAUCGACACGCUGAGCGCCCAACAUAAUGGCGCAAGCGCAGCAGUCGCUGGAGAGGAUGGCAUGACAGACGUCGCGCAAAACGACGCAGAAAUGGAUGGCGACGUGGAUACUGAGAUGGGUGCGACACCUGAUGCUGGUACUGAGCUCAACGCCCCGACUGGCCCAAAGUCAAUGCGAACUGGAAACUUCCGAGGUGGACGCGAGAAACGCAUGAUGGGUCAGAUCAACCGCGCACUGGACCGAGGCCACGAAUCCGUCCUCCACCGUGUGCGCGGCAAUGAGCGAAUCGCAAGAACGCCCCCGACCGGACCGAGAAUGGGUGCUGGGAGGCAACCUCGCGUUCAUGGCAACCGUGCAGCAACCAUUGCGCAUGGCAUGGCCGGAGGAAUAGGAGGUGUCCCGUCUGGUCCUGCAGCGAUGAACGGCAUGAACAACGGCUGGAUGAUGCCAGGGCAAGCACCGCCGCAGAUGGAUCUCUUCGCCAUGCUGGAACAUCAGCAGCAGAUGCUCCAACAGAUGAUGAUGCAGCAGCCGGGAGGGAUGAUGAAUAACGGUGGACCGGCGCACGGUCGCGGAAAGUCUCUGUUCGAGCGUGUGCAGAGACCGCAGAACAACUUCCAAAGGGGGAGGGGACACCAUCAGCACAACGGACACCAUGCUGGUCGGCCGUCAACUGAGGCAGCCAAGGCAGAGGCGAACAUCCAGGGCGCGGAUGUCGAUAUGUCUCAAGCCGGGCGAGAAGCACUAAACCCCGAGGAGGCGGUCUGCAAGUUCAACCUCAACUGCACCAACAAGGAAUGCAAGUUUGCGCAUCAAUCUCCGGCCGCGCCUCCCGGCAUAGCCCUCGACAUGAACGACGUCUGCAGCUUCGGCGUGGCCUGCAAGAAUCGCAAAUGCGUUGGCCGACACCCUUCGCCCGCGACCAAGCUUGCCCACCAGAGCGAACAGGACUGCAAGUUCUUCCCUAACUGCCAGAACCCGCGUUGCCUGUUCCGACACCCGACUAUGCCCCCGUGCAGGAAUGGCGGCGAGUGCAAGGUUCCGAAUUGCAAAUUCACCCACGUCAAGACAGCCUGCAAGUUCCACCCUUGCACAAACCGGUUCUGCCACUUCGCACACGAGGAGGGACAGCGAGGAACGUUCCAGGAUAAGGUGUGGGUUGCGGACGAAUCGAAGGAGCAUGUCAGCGAGCGGAAGUUUGUGGAUGACAAGGCACAAGAAGACCUUGUGUUGCCCGGAGCCGACAGUGAGAUGACUGCCGAGAAGACCGGCACGCCGGAGGUGAUCCAAUGUCUCGCCACAUCAACCAGCCAUUGCGCAAGCGCCAUGGCAGCAAAACUCAAGGCAGGAGCUCUAAGAGCCUUGCCGAGGUCGUGCGGCUCGAGUCCACAGUGUAGGUCUCUGUCCAGGCCGUCUUGCAACGCCGGAGCAGGGCUGUCGCAAACCCGACAGGCUAGCUCAUUCACAACCCCCAAGACCUCACGCCAUGGUCCUCCAAGGGCCAUUGCGAGCUCCUCGCUGGCCAUCGCACGAAGCAGAGGCUCGAGGAGAAACUAUGCGACCGGCCCCCCUCGAAACAUUGCGGUCCUGGGAGGCGGGAUGACCGGACUGACCACGGCCUACUACCUGACCAAGUUCGUGCCCGAGGCGAAGAUCACGCUGUACGAAGCCAGCGGCAGGCUGGGCGGAUGGGUAGACACGGAGAAAGUCGACGUGCUCAACCAGGAGGGAGAGAAAGCGACGGUGCUAUUCGACCGCGGCGCCAGGACGGUGCAGGCCCAGCACUCCCAGCACAAGUGGGACGAUAUGGUCUUGUACGAAUUGAUCGAUGCGCUCAACCUCAAGUCGCGGCUGGUUACCACUCCCCGGGGGAUGAGGAUACCGCGCUACAUCUACUACCCCGACCAUCUGGUCGACGUGACGGGUCCGUACCUUGAGCCCCUCCGCGACCCGCUCGGUACCGUUGCGUCCCUCCUAGAAUAUGGCAGGAACUACCUCACCGAGCCGUUAUAUGACGGGCUGCUGCCCUCAAUACUGAACGCCUCUUUCUCCAAGAGCGGUGCGUUGACCCGGGAGCAAACUAGUCCCGGGGAUAUACCCGUCGUCGGCCAGCAAGACCUAUCGGUGGGCGAGUACUUCCUGCGCAAGUUUGGGCGCCGCGAUCUGAUCGACAAUAUCCUGUCCGCAAUAGUCCACGGCACGCAGGGAGGGGAUGUCUGGAAGCUCAGCAUCGAGAGCAGCAUGUUCCAGCGCAUGAUGGUUCAGGACAGCCUGGGGAGCACGCCGGGGACUGUGUUGGCGCUGCUGGAUGACGUGAACCUGCUCGAUGACAUAGCCAAGAACAACGAGGCAGUCCGCAAGCUGGCCGAGGAGAGCACGAACUGGGGCUAUAUAUCCUUCGAGGGCGGCUUCAGCACCCUCAUGGAUGCGAUGGCGGCCGAGUUGGAGAGAAACCCCAACGUUACCGUCCUGCUGAACGAGCCUGUGGAACACCUGAGGAAACACCAGACACAGAGGAUAGAGAUCACCACGGCCAAGAGCCGGGAACCCGCCCACUACGACAAGGUUGUAUCGACCAUAUUCGCCAAAACCCUCGCCUCCCUAACCGACAACCUCCUCCCCAGCCUAGCCGAGAUGCACGCCGUGACCAUCCAGGUCGUCAACCUCUGGUACCCGACCCCGAACCUCAACGCCCCCUACCACGGCUUCGGCUACCUCAUCCCCCAGAGCGUCCCCGCCGCCAACAACCCCGAAGCCGCCCUAGGCGUCCUCUUCGACUCGGACCGCGAAGGCGCCCAAUCCGCCCCCGAGCCCGCGUCCGGCCCCGGCGGCACCCCCCCGCCCUCCCCGGGCGGCACCAAGCUAACCGUCAUGCUGGGCGGCCACCACUGGGACGGCCUCCCGGACUCGUUCCUCCCGACGGGCCCCUCGGCCGCCAUCGCGGCCGUCACCCGCCACCUCGGCAUUCCGGCCCUGUCCAGCCCCGCCGCUUCGUCAUCCAAGCUCUGCCGCGCCUGCAUCCCGCAGCACCGCGUCGGCCACGCCGCGCGCCUGGCCGCCGCCCACGCCGACCUGCUGUCCUCGUUCGGCGGCCGCCUCGCGGUCGCGGGCGGCUCGUACUCGAGCCCGGGCGUCCUGCCGGGCCUGCGGGCCGCGCGCGACGUCGCGGCGCAGGUCGGCGGGAGGUUCCGCGUCCCCGCCUCGUCGUCGUCGUCUUCGGCGCCGGCAGUCGUCGGGGAGCAUCCGUGGAGCGUGGGCGAGACGGGGCUGGCGGGGCUGACGGGCCGGCUGUGGAGUCGCUGGCCCAGGGGCCAGCUGCCGUAUGUCGGGGGCGCGCCGUGGAGGGCGCUGAGGCCUGGCGAUGGGGGGGUCGGGGUUGGGGGGGAGUAG